Electrophorus electricus (electric eel) is the source of this 1128-nucleotide messenger RNA. The record is from RefSeq and is a predicted model, not a curated record. NCBI's taxonomy places the organism in Eukaryota, Metazoa, Chordata, Actinopteri, Gymnotiformes, Gymnotidae.
AUGGAUGAUCUCCUGAAUAGAUCUUGGAAGAACGCAACAUUCACCGUAUCUGCUCCCCCCUCCCCAUUCACCUCCUCCUUCAGUGGGCUGGACCUUCUGAUGGAGCUAAAGCCAAUCUUUGUCCCUCUUUAUGCAAUGUUGGUCCUGGUCGCCUGCUCAGGAAAUCUCUUCCUCCUUUUCCUCAUUGGACUGAACAGAAAGCUUCACAGCACGACCAACUUCCUGAUUGGAAACCUGGCCCUGGCCGACUUGGUGAUGUGCCUCUUCUGUGUACCCCUGACUGCAUUCUACGCCUUCGAUGAGCACGGCUGGGUCUUUGGCCAUUUCCUGUGCCAUUUUGUGACACUUAUGCAGACAGCUACCGUCUUUGCUGCGGUUCUGUCCCUGACAGCCAUCGCCGUGGACCGCUAUGUCGUGGUCGCCUACCCCAUUCGCCACCGUGGAGGAUGUCACUUCCGAGCAGGGUUAGUGGUGAGCAUAUGGCUCUGUGCCCUGGCCAUGUCUACACCUGCUGCUCUCCACACGGUGUACCUGGAUCUGAGCGCCACAGGCCACCACAUGGCUGUGUGCGAGGAGUUCUGGCAAGAACAGGAGCUCGGACGCUUCAUCUACUCUUGCUUCUUUCUGCUCCUCUCCUAUUUUGUCCCUCUCGCAGCCGUGUCCAUAUCCUACUGUGCCAUCUCUUGCCACCUUCAGUACAGGGUGACGCCUGACCUCGUAGCUGCAACCCCCUCAAACCAAGAGAAAUGGGGUCGUAAGAGGGGCAAGACAUGUCUGCUGAUGGUGUCUGUGCUGUGUUUUGCCUUCUCUUGGCUCCCCCUGCAAGUGGUCAACCUCAUCCGUGACCUGGACACUGACUUCACAAUCCUGAGCAAGAGCCAUGUCAAUGUGGUCCAGGUCUCCUGCCAUUUGCUGGCAAUGAGCUCAGCGUGCUUCAACCCCUUCAUUUACGCUUCCCUGCAUGACAAGUUCCUGUCCUACCUGUGCCGACGCAGAUUCCACAGAGGGGGGCAGCAUCGGGCUCAGAGCAGCUCAACCACCUCAGGCCGUGUGUCCCGCCUGCACACCUGCACCACUGUGGCUGAUAUUCCCAUGACUGCUGGCAAGAUGAAACAUGAUGGAGUCUGA